CACUGGCUGUCUGCGGCCGGUGGACCAUGGAGGCUCCAAGUUCGUUUGCACUGGACUGGUACGUCCGUUCGCUGCCUAAGAAGCGAGCGAGCGAUUUGAAGCUGUGGCUCUGUGAGCUCUGCCUGCUACUGCUGGCUUCUGGCCUGAGCGCGACUUUCUUGCCGCACGAAGAGGACGUGAGGUUCAUCAAUGAGUACGUGAACCUCCACAAUGAGCUCCGAGGCAACGCCAUGCCCCGAGGGGCGAACUUGCGCUUCAUGACGUGGGAUGUAGCUUUGUCACGGACUGCGAGAGCCUGGGGGAAAAAGUGUGUAUCUACACACAACAUUUAUUUAGAAGAACUACAAAUGGUCCAUCCUACAUUUAAUGGUAUUGGUGAAAAUAUGUGGAUCGGCCCUGAAAAUCAAUUUACUGCAAGCCUUGCUAUCAGAAGUUGGUAUGCAGAGAGAAAAAUGUAUAACUUUGAAAAUGGCAGUUGUUCUGGUAACUGUUCUAAUUAUCUACAGCUUGUUUGGGACAAGUCUUACAAAGUUGGUUGUGCUGUUACUCCAUGUUCAAAAAUUGGACGUAUUAGAUAUGCAGCAAUUUUCAUAUGCAACUAUGCACCAGGAGGAACUCUGACAAGAAGGCCUUAUAAAGCGGGACUAGUUUGCACGCAGUGUAGCUCAGAGGACAGAUGCACAGAUUUUCUAUGCAGUAAGACAAAGGAAAUGGCUUUAACAUGAAAACAACCCAUAGUGCAUAGGAUGAUGAGAAAAGUGAAAUGUUGAACACUAAUUUUUGUUUCUUUGACCAGAAUAGUAUCAUAUUAUAAAAGAGGGUUGAAACAGUACCAUCUUUAGAGCUUUCUAAAUCGCAAAGCCUUUUCUGCCCUCUCCUACCUCUCUCCCUGCCCCUGAGGUCAUGCCAGAGUGUCUGAAAGAAGAAGUGAAACUAGUAGCUAUACCCUGAAAAGGCUUUACAAUCAAGCCCUGAAAUAGCAGCUUGUUUGAAAAUGCCACUCUAAAAGAUAAGAUAUUGCAAGAUAUUUGUAAAGUAGCAAAUGUUCAAUAGUUUUCUCCCUAAAUAUUCAAAAGAUAAAAGUAGAAAAAAUGUUUGAUUUAAUUAUUUUUAGUUUUUCCAAACAUAAGAGCAUAGAAUCCAAAAGUAUAAUUACCUGGAAUAUAGGAUACUUGGAGGAAUGUAAGGGGCAUAUUAUGCUUUGUGUUAAAGAAACCAUUGGACAAUUUUUUCAUAAUGCCACUUCUGCGGUGACUCCACUCUAACAUUUCUGCCCUUGGUUUAUUUGAAUCAAAGUGCAAAGUAUUGCUCUUCCUCUUCCCCUUUUCUUUCUCUUCCUGAAACAUUCAGUCCUAAGGCCAUAAGGUAGGUCAGAAUGAGGUAAGCAUCCACACAGAGGGCAGCCAGAUGUGAUAGGUUAGAGCCUAAGUAGGAUGACAGGGCAUCUAUACACAGUGCAGUGGGCAUAGGGAGACAGCCUGAGCCAGAUGAGGAUGGUGUCUGCAUUGGAAUAUGGUUUUGUAUGAGAAGUUAGAGCCCUCAUGGAGUGAAUUAGUGACCCUGCAUCACAUCAGGCUUGUUGUAUCAGAGACAUAACAUGAUGAAGGAAUGUUCAUGCAGAGAUGGUCAGUAGGUGGAUCUGAGCCCAAGCAAGGUGAGGACAGCAGCCACCUGGGGUGGGAGGGAGAAGCUUGGCAUGGAGUAUCAGAAUCCAAACAGGUAAGGAAAGCAUCUAGCGGGAUGGUCUGGCACUGGCUGUUGGAGCCCAAGCAGAAUAAAGAGAGGAUUCACAGAAAGGUGGCCUGGCAAGAGGUAUUAAAACCUAAGCAGUUAAAAGGGCAUCUGUGUUCAGGAGCAACUUUGCAUGAGAUGUCAGAGCCCAAACUGAGGAAGGCUUUAACAUGGAGUAGAUGGCCUGGUAUCAGAGGGGUCAGAGCCCGAGUGGGGUAAGGAAUGAGUCCGUACAUUGGAGAAGUUCAAAGCUGGGUUUCAGAGCCUGAGCUGGAAAGAAGGGGGUCCAAGUGAAGGAUCAGAUUAUAGGUUGCCAGAU
Phyllostomus discolor (pale spear-nosed bat) is the source of this 2050-nucleotide messenger RNA. RefSeq names its product GLIPR1 like 2 (gene GLIPR1L2). The coding region runs from base 27 to 725 and encodes 232 amino acids. NCBI's taxonomy places the organism in Eukaryota, Metazoa, Chordata, Mammalia, Chiroptera, Phyllostomidae. The transcript is spliced from 4 exons. The record is from RefSeq and is a predicted model, not a curated record.